UGCAAGACAUCAACAUCUGUUGACCAAAGUUAUUUUUUUCUUAGCAUCUUCUAUACCAAAAAAAAGCCAAAAUAAUAAUUGAAAAGAAAAAAACAAUUUUCCAAACCUCCCCAAAGUCAAUACAAUCAUAUAUACAUCGCCGGCGCAUCAUCGGAGAGAAAUCUCAUCAUAUAAAAAUCCCAGCAUCAAUGUUUACUACACGUCAGAUCGCUGCCGUUACCCUAACACUUCCUCUCUUAAUCACCGCCGCCGUCAUUACGACCGUUGACUCCGCCGCCGUUGACGUGGCCGUCGACGGUGUCACUUCGCUCACCGCUUACGACUUACUGUCAAGCUACGGCUUCCCUAUUGGAAUUCUACCAAAAGGUGUUACUGGAUACAAUCUGGAUAAGAGUACCGGGAAGUUCAGUGUUCAUCUUAACGGCGAUUGCAGUUUUGCUCUAGAAGGUUCUUAUCAGCUUCGGUAUAAAUCGAAGUUCGGUGGAUACAUAGCGAAUAAUAGGCUUACGAGUUUAUAUGGAGUUAGUGUGAAAGUACUUUUUUUGUGGUUGAAUAUUGUGGAGGUUGUUAAGGAUGGUGAUAAUCUUGGGUUUUCUGUUGGAAUUGCUUCGGCGAGUUUCCCACUUGAUAAUUUUCUGAUUUGUCCGCAAUGUGGACGUGGAUUGAAUUGUAAUAACAGUGGAGAAAUUUUGAAGAUUCGAAACAGUCAUCUUGUGUCUUCUGUUUAGCUGCGUACAAAAAGGAUGAUGGAAUUUGCUGAAAGAGAGAUCAGGUGACGUUGUUGCAGUAGACAGAAAGCCUGAGGUGGUCAUUUUCCUCCUCAGCUGAGUCACAACGCAAAACUGAAAGUUGAAAAUUCCAAGAGUUCAUUUACAUUGUAUUUAUGUUAUUACUAUUGUUAUUGACUCCAACAUGAAUGCACAAUCUUCUUGAAAUUGCUGUUUAUAAUGAGAUUCUUUUCCACGUUUUAGAACUGUACCAAA
This is a messenger RNA of Capsicum annuum, 983 nucleotides long. RefSeq lists its product as uncharacterized. The transcript is spliced from 2 exons. Bases 189 to 728 code for a protein of 179 amino acids. The record is from RefSeq and is a predicted model, not a curated record. Lineage: Eukaryota; Viridiplantae; Streptophyta; Magnoliopsida; Solanales; Solanaceae.